Molecule: messenger RNA, 777 nt
Organism: Rhinocladiella mackenziei CBS 650.93
Lineage: Eukaryota; Fungi; Ascomycota; Eurotiomycetes; Chaetothyriales; Herpotrichiellaceae
Exons: 2
Coding region: 1-777 (258 amino acids)
Source: RefSeq, a predicted model, not a curated record
AUGGUCCAAAAUCUGGAGUAUCCGAAGAGGGCAUACAACACUGUAAAGCGAUACAACAACCGAGGAACAUACGAUCUCGGAGCCAUUCACUCCAUCAUCAAUACCACCUCCGUUCUCCAUGUCUCUUUCGCUCCUAGCCCUGACCAAUCAUUCCCGGCCAUUCUUCCCAUGAUCGGAGUCAUGGGCUCAUUCGAAUACCCCUCCUCCGGUGUUGACGAGCCCCUUGAUUGCUACCUCCAUGGAUACGUCAGCUCUCGGAUAAUGCGGCUGGCCCGGGAGUCUCCUAAUGGCCUUCCUAUCUGCGUUGCCGCCACCAAGGUAGAUGGACUGGUAUUGUCUCUGACACCAAACUCACAUAGCUACAACUAUCGCUCGGCAGUACUCCAAGGUUAUGCGAAACCGGUGGAAACAGAGGAGGAAAAGUUGUAUGCAAUGCAACUGAUCACCAAUAAGGUAGUCGCUGGUCGUUGGGAAAAUACCAGAGUCCCUCCCGACCAUGUAGAGAUGACGUCCACAACAAUCCUAAGAGUCAAGAUCGACGCUGGGAGUGGCAAGAUCCGGCAAGGAGGACCUCAUGAUGAGCCCAAAGACGAAAAUAAAGAUGAGAUCACCAACAAAGUCUGGACGGGAGUCGUGCCAGUGUAUGAGGCUUUGGAUGCUCCGAUCCCAAGCGCCACCAACAAAGUCAAGCAACUGCCACCAUACCUUGAUUCAUAUGUUUCGGAAACAAAUAAUGGAAAUCGCCAAGCUGCCCUGAAUGCGGCGAACGAGCCUUGA